AUGGCUUCCGGGACAACGCCCACGCAGGCCCAGCAAUGCCUGGCGGCGCUCACCAGGAGGGAGCUCUUCUCUGUUGACAAGCGGCUCUUGGCAGCUGCCUUCAGCAUCGCCAUUGGCAUCGCCCAUCCUUUCUGCACCGAGCUGGCGAAGACGGCCCAGCUGAAACUCUGCACGAACAGCGGCUGCGAGUGGACGCCGAAGCGGGCGAUGCCUUUCAAAGUCAUCACCCUCACCCUGACUUCGCAAAUCGUGGCGGUGGUCUUAGCGGCGCUGACGGUCGUGCGCAUGCGGGGAUCCAUCAAGGUGGCGCUCCGAGAGCUGUUGGAUACCAGGUACUUUGUGAAAGUGAUGCCGAUCGGUAUCCUCUACGGCUUAGGCGACUUGCUCCAGACAAUUGCCUGCAACAUGGCUUCCGCACCGGUGGUUCUGAUCGUUGGCCAGAGCAAACUCUUCCUGACAGCCCUGCUGUCGAAGCUCUUGUCGCGUUUCUUCCUGGAGCAAACUCCGCACAU
Messenger RNA from Symbiodinium natans, 512 nucleotides. The record is from the annotation of a GenBank genome assembly. NCBI's taxonomy places the organism in Eukaryota, Dinophyceae, Suessiales, Symbiodiniaceae.